This is a messenger RNA of Bacidia gigantensis, 1842 nucleotides long. RefSeq lists its product as uncharacterized. The transcript has 2 exons. Bases 1 to 1842 code for a protein of 613 amino acids. The record is from RefSeq and is a predicted model, not a curated record. NCBI's taxonomy places the organism in Eukaryota, Fungi, Ascomycota, Lecanoromycetes, Lecanorales, Ramalinaceae.
AUGGCGAUUUAUGGGAAGCGCAGAAAUGGUCUCCUUUCUUCCUUCGCUGUCUUCCAAGAUGAUGAAUCGAAGUCUAAGCACCACCAAGAUUCGCUAAGUACAGAGCAAGCACGCCGCACGAAAUCAAAAACAAAUGGCCUGAAGCUCUUGAACCAAUCACGAUCAGAUGAUGAGAGCAUUGACGAGCUCGAUGGUGAAGCUCUUCUACAAGACGUGCCAAAGCAGAUCUCUCGAGUCGAUUCACUUCAUCAAGAGAUUACGCUUUCGCGACCGAACUCGAAUAGAUCAAACAAGCGGGCAGACGACGGCACCGAGAGGUCUGCUUCACCCGUUAUCUCUUCAGGCAAGAAGCCCGUUGAGGAGAGCAAAGCAAGGGCAGUUCUGGCUCCUAAAACCACCAAUUUACACUUGCCAAGCGAUCAGAACGCUUCAAAUUUCAAACGCAAAACCAAAAAGCCAUCUCUACCCCGGGCUUCAUCCUACCAAGCUAUAGCGUCGAGACCUACGACAAGCCAUACAGCCGAGAGUCUCCCUGUCACAAGAUCUACGACAACCAAUGCUACGACUUUGAGCCAAAAGAUCUCUAAGCUCAUGCACCAGGCUGAAGCGCAAGAAGCCGAGUCCAGGGUGAAAGCAUCGAUUCUUGCAGUUGAGCUCGCGAAACCUUCACCAAGGCAACGAGCGAAAGACGCACUCAUGAGUGCUUCGCGAGUAUUGAAAGGCAAGCUGAGCAAUGACCACAAAGACGACUCAUCGCCACCAGAAGCAAUCAGGGUGUACGAAACCCUCGAUGGCCCUAGGAAGACCAAAAUCGUUCCUGAGAAAGGGAGGAAUGGAAAUGUCGCACGUCGGGUAGCAGAAGGGACUAAUCUUAGCAAACCAAAGGUCCAGUCUUUGAUGGGUAGUGGCAGUGCAACGCGAAGGUACCUUCCGGUAUACGAAAGCAUGAGAUCUCGCUUAGAGCGUUCGUCUCUAGAGGAUGAUCCAUUUCAUGAUGAACCCAGAAUAGAUGGUAGUAUAUCAAUCCACGACUUCUCAGGCUUCAAUUUUAGUCUCGACAAGCCAAAAAAGGGCACCGAGACAACCAAGAAGAAUGAACUUAACACAGAUCGUGUCAUUAAUCAGCAGACUGGAUCAUUACCCAUUACACAAAGCAUGCCAAACUUCACGCAUGCAAUCUCCGGGCUUGACCAACACUCAAACACUAUGUACUUUUCAAGUAGCCCAGACGCAACAUCCACGUCGUCGAAGUUAUUCACGAAGCAAGAUAAAGUAGUCGACCAGCGGCAUGAGAGUCCGUGUCAGAGCCCAAGUACAACAAAUUCGAGCUUGGAUUCUCAGCCUGAUGACGAGCAUCCUUACAUUUCGACGCCAGCAUCCAAGUCAGCUACAGAUGGAAAUCAGAGUGUGAAAAGGAAGAGUGCGCAACGGAAUCUAAGGGUACUCGAUGGUCCAGCGCCAAAGAGAACAAAGACACAUAGGCAAAUUUCCCUCGAAGAUGCUCGAAGCCUAACAGAAGGAGUCAACAAUUUGGGGACUCGAGAUGACGAACAACAUCCGUGGUCCAGAAGCGGUCUCAAAACGAAGUCUAGUGCCCAGAGACCCAAGAGCCAUGGUAAGGGGCUCGGGAUCUUUGACGUUGGCAAAGGUAAAGGGCCUGAGAAGAGAGUUGACGAAGAGUUUUUGAUGACCAAGAAUCAACGACCCAAAGGCUUCAACGUUAGACACAACUCAUAUCCAAGGCCUAACAGCAUCCUUUUUGGUCGAAGCUCGAAGCCUGCCGGACAGGGAAAGUUCAUGAAGCUCGAUGACAAUGACAUGAAUGUAGACGAAUUGGGAUGA